AUGGCCGACACCAACGGGUUCUCCAUGGGGUCGGCUCCCAUGGAGGUUGUUGACGAACAAGGCCCCGGCCUCUCUGAACCAACAAAUAAAACCAAGGGCCGACACCGAGUCCUCUGUGGUAUUCAGAGGAUGUCUUCUUCCCCAUCGCUGCCACGGAAUGGCCGUGCCCGAUCACAGAGCAAUCCUCAGCGAGGACGUGCGAGCAUCUCCUGCGUGAGCUUGGCCGGUCCUUCAACUGCCGGGAGCUCUUUUGCUGGCGACUCUUACUUCCCCGCAGGCGCGACAGCAUCCGGGUGUGCGAGUACUUCGAGUUCUGUACCGCCGACGCCGUCCAGCGAAGUUAUUCAAUUCGAGGGCAUCGACGGCCGCUUUGCUAUUCGUCGAGUCGAUAAUGCCGUACCUAUUACACCGUCUGCUGGCCCCCAGUCCAUCGGGCUUCCCGGUGACCUGAGGACCACGAAUAAGGCGCAGACCGCGAACCCGGCUGUUCCCAAGCGCGACUUCAGCUUUUGGGAAAAUAUGCCACACGAAAUGCGAGUUCAUAUUUUUUCCUAUCUCACACCCAAGGAGCUGGUGCGGACUUCACGUGUGAGCAAGAUAUUCCACAAGAUCUGCUUCGACGGACAGCUCUGGACGAGCUUCGAUGCAACCGAAUUUUACCAGACCAUACCAGCCGAAUCACUGGCGAGGAUUAUUGUGGCUGCUGGACCUUUCAUCAAGGAUCUCAACCUGAGAGGUUGCGUCCAGGUCGAACACUACAAACGGGCCGAAGUUGUUGUGAAGGCUUGCAAGAACUUGGUCAAUGCCACCCUCGAAGGAUGCCGCAACUUCCAACGGAACACUCUACACAGCCUGCUGAGGAGCAACGACAAGCUUGCUAACCUCAACUUGACGGGGCUGACCGCAGUGACCAAUAUGUCCUGCAAAAUUAUCGCCGAGUCGUGCCCACAGCUGGAGAUGUUUAAUGUCUCGUGGUGUGUACACAUGGAUGCACGAGGAAUCAAGGCCGUACUAGAAGGAUGCUCAAAGUUGAAGGAUCUCAGAGCUGGGGAAGUGAGGGGUUUCGACAACUUGGAGGUCGCCGAGACAAUUUACAGGACCAAUAACUUGGAGAGGCUGGUUUUGAAUGGCUGCGCCGAGCUAAAUGACCGCGCCUUGAAGAUCAUCAUCCAUGGCGAAGACCCUGAAAUCGACAUCCUCACAGAUCGGCCUGUUGUACCACCAAGGAAAUGGCGUUACUUGGACCUCAGUCGAUGCGCCCGUCUCACGACCCAAGGAGUGAAGGCGCUGGGAUACAAUAUUCCGGACCUACAAGGCCUGCGGCUAUCCGGUUGCACCGCGUUAACCGACGCAGCACUUGAGCCCAUCUUUGCAUCCACCCCGCGCCUCACACAUCUUGAGAUGGAAGAUCUCGGAGAUCUCACCAACAGUCUGCUUUCGGAACACCUGGCCAAGGCACCAUGCGCCCCCUGGUUGGAGCAUCUAUCCAUCAGCUACUGCGAGAACCUGGGCGACAGCGGCGUACUCCCAAUCGUGAAGAACUGCGUCAACCUCAAGAGUAUCGACCUCGACAACACCCGUAUUAGCGACCUCGUCCUCGCCGAGGCGGCGUACAUGGUGUACAACCGCUCCCAGAGCAACGCAAAGAAGCCAAAGCCGAAGAUCGGUCUCCACAUGGUCGUCUACGACUGCCAGAAUGUCACUUGGACCGGCAUCCGCGAGGUCCUUUUCCGUAACGCCCAGACAAAGCCCUCCAUGUCCGAGAUUGGCAAGUUCGCCUUCUCCAGCGAGGCCAUUAGCCUCAAGUGCUUCUACAAGUUCCAGAUGACGGUCGACGAGCACAUGAAGCGCGUGCUGCGCGGCGAUCUGGCCGCCGCCAACCGUUUGGAACGCCGAUGGGGCGAGUACAUGCAGGCGACUGAGGAGGCGGGGACUACCGGCGCCGGACACCGCCGUCGCAGGCGCCGGGCUCGGGAGGCCCAGAUGUUGCAUGCCGAUGAGGAGGAUGGCGGCAACGGCGGCCGUCGUCGUGGUAGGACUGUUGGGUCCUGUGCCAUCAUGUGA
Molecule: messenger RNA, 2064 nt
Organism: Colletotrichum karsti
Lineage: Eukaryota; Fungi; Ascomycota; Sordariomycetes; Glomerellales; Glomerellaceae
Product: F-box domain-containing protein
Exons: 1
Coding region: 1-2064 (687 amino acids)
Biological process (GO): SCF-dependent proteasomal ubiquitin-dependent protein catabolic process
Cellular component (GO): SCF ubiquitin ligase complex
Molecular function (GO): protein binding
Source: RefSeq, a predicted model, not a curated record